AUGGAGAAGGUCAAUACUACGGCCCGUCUGGCCAAGCUACGUGAACUGAUGAAAGAACGCAAUGUCGAGAUUUACAUCGUGCCUUCAGAGGACAAUCAUGCCUCCGAAUACAUUGCAGAUUCGGACGCGCGACGGCCUUAUAUUUCGGGUUUCACAGGUUCAGCCGGUGUAGCCAUCAUCACUCCGGACACAGCAGUACUGUCCACAGAUGGCCGAUACAUUAUACAGGCGACGAAGCAGCUGGAUGAUAACUGGACCUUGCUCAAUUCGGCCCUGCCAGAAGCCCCGACCUGGCAAGACUGGUCCGCAGAGCACUCGAGUGGCGGCAAAAAUGUCGGGGUGGAUGCCUCGUUAAUUGCUUCGUCCAUGGCCAAGAAAUUGCAAGAGAAGAUUCACAAGCGGGGAGGCGCAGACCUGGUACCACUUGAGGAGAAUCUAGUUGAUCUUGUAUGGGGCACAGAUCAGCCACCAAGACCCCAAGAGCCCAUCAUUGUCUUACCCGAUGAUCUUGCUGGCAAAACUGUCCAAGCCAAACUCCAUGACCUGCGACUCGAAUUAGGCAAGAGGCAGGCAAUUGGCUUUGUCAUCUCCAUGCUCGAUGAGAUCGCCUGGCUCCUCAACAUGCGGGGCAGCGACAUUCCCUACAAUCCGGUCUUCUUCUCGUUCGCCAUCGUCACACCUGAUUCCACUACCUUGUACAUCGAUGACGCCAAACUGGACCACACUUGCAAGAAGCACCUUACCGAGAACGAAAUCCACUUGCGGCCAUACAGCGCCAUACUUGACGAUGCCCGAAGACUGUCGGCUACGGCCGCCCAAGCUCAACAGCCUAUAGGGGAUAAGGGCACUGGUUCACCACACCGCUUGUUGCUCUCCAACAAAGGUUCCUGGGCACUUCAUCGGGCAUUGGGGGGAGACGAUAUGGUGGACGAAGUUCGCAGCCCCGUCGGUGAUGCUAAAGCUAUCAAGAACCCAACAGAGCUGCAAGGCAUGCGUGCGUGCCACAUUCGUGACGGCGCAGCUCUCAUUGAAUACUUCGCAUGGUUGGAAGACCAGUUGGUAGCCAAAAAGGCGACCUUGGAUGAGGUCGAGGCCGACGACAAAUUGAUCGAGUUGCGGUCGAAACACGAUAACUUCGUCGGCUUGUCCUUCCCAACUAUCUCGUCAACAGGGCCAAAUGCUGCUAUCAUCCACUACAAGCCCGUGCGAGGCAACUGUUCUGUGAUCGAUCCAGACAAAAUUUACCUCUGCGAUUCGGGUGCUCAGUUCCGUGACGGAACGACAGGAUACGCGUUAGACUCUCUGGCCCGUCAGUAUCUCUGGCAAUACGGGCUCGAUUACCGUCACGGAACCGGUCACGGCGUGGGCUCCUACCUCAACGUGCACGAAGGUCCCAUCGGCGUUGGGACCAGGGCGCAACACGCCGAAGUGGCGCUCUCUGCUGGCAAUGUCAUUUCAAAUGAGCCGGGCUUCUACGUCGAAAACGAGUUUGGCAUCCGCAUCGAGAACAUCGUCAUGGUCAUGGAAACCAAUACCAAGUACUGCUUUGGAGACAAGCCGUUCCUUGGAUUUGAACAUGUCACCAUGGUGCCCUACUGUCAAAAUCUAAUCGACUCGAGCCUGCUGACAGAAGGCGAAAUCAAAUGGAUCAACACAUAUAACGCUGAGAUCAUGGACAAGACCAAGGGGUUUUUCACUAAUGACCCCCUCACAAUGGCAUGGUUGACUCGGGAAACCCAGCCAAUCUGA
Messenger RNA from Emericellopsis cladophorae, 1749 nucleotides. Its product is annotated as Xaa-Pro aminopeptidase P-like protein. The record is from RefSeq and is a predicted model, not a curated record. The transcript is spliced from 5 exons. The coding region runs from base 1 to 1749 and encodes 582 amino acids. NCBI's taxonomy places the organism in Eukaryota, Fungi, Ascomycota, Sordariomycetes, Hypocreales, Bionectriaceae.